This is a messenger RNA of Dreissena polymorpha, 3634 nucleotides long. RefSeq lists its product as uncharacterized. The record is from RefSeq and is a predicted model, not a curated record. Gene Ontology annotation, biological process: microtubule-based movement. Bases 134 to 3634 code for a protein of 1166 amino acids. The transcript has 21 exons. Gene Ontology annotation, cellular component: dynein complex. Gene Ontology annotation, molecular function: dynein intermediate chain binding; minus-end-directed microtubule motor activity; dynein light intermediate chain binding. NCBI's taxonomy places the organism in Eukaryota, Metazoa, Mollusca, Bivalvia, Myida, Dreissenidae.
UACCAACAACAAUAAUGGCGACUGCCAUUGCAAAAGUUUUGUAAGUCAGCGUCGGUUUGAAACACAGCAAUAAAGCCAGAUUUAAUACGUAAAUGUCACUUUAUAUGUUCGCAAGAAAGUAAUAACCGACAAAAUGGAUGAAAGGCAUUGGUGGAUUGCCAGCAAAAUCCAAGAAACUUUCAAGAUUGGAGGUUAUGAUAAUCCAACGUUGUUGGAGGAUUUUAUCAUCGAAGACAUAACGCUGGGGAAAAUAAACAAGUUUUUAAAAGCAAGUGGACCAUGCCGACUGUUUUUCUACUGCGAAAAGCCCGAAACAGGCGUGCUGUCAACCCGAGAAUUGCAUGUAACAGGCACGCUUGCAUCACUGAAAGAUACAAAUCUGGAAGGAGUAAACAUUCUUUAUUUUCUGAGAAACCGCGUCGAUAAAGAUGUUGAUGGCACAAGAAUGGAAAGAGAUAUUUUCUGUGGUGAGCUCAAGCAUAAUACAAUCGAGACACUCACAACUCUGUUGUCAGAUGUCUAUAUUCCACUGCUCAAAGCGCAGAAAGACUGGGGAGAGUGUAACCCAGAUGGACAGUCACAACUAAUGAACAACAUGGACAAAUUCCUCACAGCUCUCAAUGAAUCAACUGCCUCACUGCAGUCUUCUAAACAAAUGAUGCUGAAGCAGCCAGACCAUGUUGUUUUGAACGACUUCAAGCAACAACGCGCUGCCGCCCUCGAUCCUGCCCUUAUCAGUCAGUAUGAGGAACUGGUCACAGAAUGGAUGAACACCAUCGAGGCCGUACUCACAGAUACCUCGGAUGAAAGAUUCAUGGAUCCAAAUGCGGGGCCAUUGUCAGAACUGGAACGCUGGAGACGUCGUCAGCGCCUACUCACCAACAUCACUGAGCAGCUGAAGGGCAAGGAAUGCAAGGCCGUAAUUGGCGUCCUCAUCACUGCUAAGUCACGCCUCCUCAAGAAGUGGAAGGCCAUUGAUGCUGCUAUCACAGACGGUAUGAACGACACAAAGGACAAGGUGAAAUUUCUGGAGUCGCUCAAGCGUCACUUUGACCAGCUGUACAGCAUGGAUACCACCCCUGCCUCGAUCAUCAACAACGCCAUCCCGGGUCUCGUGAAUAGUGUCAAACAGAUGGACUCCAUCUCCAGAUACUACUCCCGCACUGGCUUUCUGGGACUCAUGUUUACCAAGGUUACAAACCAGCUGGUGAUGGCGUGCAAGGAAUACAUCAAGAACUGCACGCUGACCAUGGAGGAUGACGACCUGCUCUGGGCGCGCAUACAGGAGGAGAUUGAGAACCGAGACACGUCCAGCGCAGACGUCGACCCCAAGAUCAAACUGCUCAAGAGUCAGGUGGAUGCCAAACUCAAGGCAAACCGAGGCAAAAGUAAGGAAGGCCGGGACCUUGGCCUUGGGGACGACACACUUUAUGGACGCCUGAAAGCCUGCCUGACCCUGCAGGGGUUCUACCGCGAGACAAUACGCACACUAAAAGACUCCAUUGGGCAGUCCCAGAACAUGUCCCAUUACACGUCCAUGAGCAGCGUUGUAGGGACAGGAAGCUUUGCAACUAGAGGCAAACAGCCUGAACCCAACCCAGACAAAUCAAAUAGAGGCGUAUUGAGUGGGACCUCUAGAGUUACGGGCACUUCACCUAAGAAGGGUGUAUCCUCACUUCUGGCCGACGUUCAAGGUCACGGUGUCCCAAUCACUGACGAGGAGGCAAUAAUGUCACACUUUGACUCGUUCUGUAACCGCAUACGACAACUCAUGGACGUCAUCAAUACCCUGGCGCAAUACACCAGGAUGGUGAAAUCGACCCAAGGGGUUCCCAAGCCCCGCAAGGAAGACCUUGUGAUUGAUGACGGCACUGAGCAGGAGGAGUGGCGCAAGUACAAGAAACAGGAUGAUGGCAAACAGAAACCUACAAUUGAGUUUGAGGAUGAGGACCCAGACCUGGCUGCAGUGCAUGUGAAGAUGACCUCCCCUGACCGCUCUCUUCGCGUUAUAGCCGAGGAUGAGGAGAUAUUGGAGGAGGGUGAGGAGGAGGGGGGAGAGUCGAGGACUGCCCGCCUCGAUAACGUACUCGAGCGGGGAGAUGAUAGUCACGAUGUUACCACUAAUCAGCAGGGACUCACAGAGACUGAACUGGCUACACUCAGACACUACUACCCUGAGGAUGAGGAGGAUGAGGGUCCUGCCAUAGCAACCAUCAUCGGGGAGCACCUGACCAACAUGACCAUGGCCAUGAGUGAGAACGUAACAACCAAAACCAUGCUUGAUGUUGAGUCAAAGGAUAAGGACCGCUUUGAUGACCACUAUUCAGGCUUCCAGAAGAUUGUAGGAGACCUGGAGAGGUUCCUUGCCUCCUACCUUCACGUUAUCUUCUGUCGUAAGAUGAAAACCCAGCAAGGUCUGGACAUCGUCACUAGACUGCAGUCGGUGCAGAACCGUCCCGGUAUACGAGCAACCCUGGCGGAGAAGUUUGUGGAGAUAUUCAACUGGUACGAGGCUGAUCUAGAGGAAGUGCAGAAAAUCUACGAGACCCACAAGGAAAACCCACAGUUGGUACGCAAUGCCCCUCCAGUGGCAGGAGCCAUUCACUGGUCACGACAGCUUCUCAAGCGUAUUGAGGACCCAAUGAAAGUCUUCCGGGACAACAAGGCAAUCACCCAGCUGGGGGAUUUUGGGAGGAUCGUUAAGAUCUACAAUCGCCUGGCGACUGCACUUGUGACCUUCGAGAGCCUCUGGUUUACACAGUGGAAGGCCAGAAUUGAUAACGCGCGAAAUGGACUGCGGGCUACACUUUUUGUGCAUCAUCCAAUCACCAAUGAGAUUGUAGUGAAUGCUGAUGAAAGGGUCCUAGAGCUGAUCCACGAGGCCAAAUGGCUGACGCGCCUCGGAAUCCAGAUCCCUGAAUCCGCAGCAGCCAUCAUGGCGCAGGAAUCGCGGUUCAAGAGCUACAAGAGUCACCUGGAGCUGGUACUGAACGAGUACCGCAGUGUGUGCGAGGCUAUCCCUGACCCGCUCCGUAACCUGUUCACACCGCACACAGAGUUUGUCAAUCAGCAGCUGCAGCCGGGAUUGAACACCCUGGCCUGGAACAGCAUGAACAUUGACGCGUUUUUACACCAGAUCCACUCUGCGACAUCUCGUCUGAAGACGAUGCAGAAGCAGGUGAAUGACGUGAUGGAGAACAAGGUGUUCAAGACGCUUGACAACAUCAGCAACUUCUACCUGUUUGACCAGGAACUUGCCUUCUCCAGGUCAUGGCCCCCAGAGUAUUUCCGUGAGGAGAUGUUACGUACAGCUGGAGACAGGUCGGCCAUGUUGCAGGAGUAUGUGGAGGUCGUGAUGGAGGGACUACAAACAGUGGCCAACAUUCUGGCUGUGAAAAAGCAACCCCAGUGGGCACAUGACAGUUUUAUGCCCGACCCCCACGGCAAGGGUAAGCGUGUCAGUGUUAUUGUGGACCCAGAGGAGGUGGAACGAGAGAAACAGAAGGUGCAGCAGGAGGAACAGCUUGUCCUUGACCUAGUCGAGGUUAAGAUUGUACUUGGCCUAGAUGGUAUGUUAUCCAGUGGUAAGAUUGUACUCUGGCCUAGUUGCUAUGUUUCCUGGACCUGUGGCUAA